AUGGCCGUCCAAGCGGUCCAUGAUCCUGAGACAAUCGUCGUUGUACGAUUAAACUUGCUCUUCAUACCACCCCAUUCGGAGUACGAGGGCAAGGCGUUGACCGAGAUGAGGGCGGCUUCCACACCGAACUGUUGCGAUACGGCACCAGCUACAACAAAAUCACGACUGUUCCUCCGAAGCUGUCACUCGGAGAGAAGAAGACGUAUAUUCUCUAGUACCGGAAGCUCCAGCUCCCUCAAAGGCGACACCAAGUGGUAUUCCUGGCGGCGUAGUACAAUACCAACAUCGAAAACUCACACCUCGUUUGGAUAUGUCUUACUGUCAUCGGACACGACGCCAUUUUUACGGAAGACGCCAGCUUGA
This is a messenger RNA of Marasmius oreades (fairy-ring Marasmius), 363 nucleotides long. RefSeq lists its product as uncharacterized. The record is from RefSeq and is a predicted model, not a curated record. The coding region runs from base 1 to 363 and encodes 120 amino acids. NCBI's taxonomy places the organism in Eukaryota, Fungi, Basidiomycota, Agaricomycetes, Agaricales, Marasmiaceae. The transcript has a single exon.